AUGCGUCUCCCCGCCAGCGCCGCGCUGGAUCUGGACGACCACCCGAACCAAAGGAAGCACUCGGCAUCCAACCCCGAAGAAAUAGGCGAGGAACUUUACGUCGGCGAGGACGGAUUAAUCUCUGUGUCGCCUGUGGAUGCCAAGAGUCAAAUCGAUAAACUGAAGCAGCUACUGGAUCGCCGUGAGAAAGAACUUCGACAAGCGGCGGAGUAUGGACUGGGUCUGCUGCAAGCCAAUGACGAGAUGCAGAUGGAGGUAGCGACACUGAAAAUCCAGCUGGAGACGGAGACCGAGGAGCUGUCGGUGGAGCGGGAUAUGUGGCAGCGUCGAACGGAGCACGCGCAGCAGGAAACAGCGCAAUGGAAACGCAAAUUUGCGCGUGUGGAAGAAGAGAAAACGGAGCUGGCGGAGGAUUUCGAGCAGUUCGUUGACCGCUGCGAGUGUCGUGGCUUCGAUACAGGGGUUGCUAAUAGUGGGGGGAGAUACUCGCAUCACUUGGACACGAUAGCGCAGUUACAAACAGAACUUCAUGCUCUUCAAGCCAUAGAGCGCUCGAAUGAAGCGGAGUUGGCGUCAUUAAGGCUGUGGAAACAGGUGGCGGAGCAUCAGCAACAGGAAGCAUUAGAGUGUGAAGCGCUCGCAGCACAGAGCGAAGUGUCGUACAGGGAAAAGAUGGAGGCGGAGCGUGCGGCGACUCAACGUGCAAUGAAAGAAGUGAAGCACGAAAAUGAUUCACAGCGGACAGCUGCUCAAAAGCACGAGGAGGAGAUGAAAUCGUUAAAGAAGCAGCUUCGUCUAGCAGAAGAGGCGAGAGACGAUGCACAAGUGCACAGCAAUGAAUUACGUGAGACGCUGCUGUCGUCCGAGUCUCGAUGUAAGCGUCUUCAGCGCGAACUGGAGCUACUGGAGCAUGUUUCCUACUUCUCGCAAGCUAUCGUCGACCAGGACGACGAAGAAAGCGAUUCGGAUGACGAGAUCAUUGAAGAAAAAGAUCUUAAAACGGUUGUGUCUGCCAAACCGAGCAUUGAUACGAAGACUGACGACUGUGAUGCAGAAGAUCCGGCUAUGCCGUCACCGUUAGGGAUCAAACGAAGGCGGUCCUUCCUCGCGGCGAAUGCUGUGCCGUAUUCACCGUUCCCAAGGUCUGUCGUCGCUGAAGACGGCGAGCAGGUUACCGUGUCCAAGUCGGAGUUGGAGACUCACAAGAAACUCCACCACUAUUUCCACUUAACGGCGUUAAGUAUUAUCAACGAAAACAAUUUGCACGAACGCUGCUUCAGCUCAUCAAGUCGCCUCACGAUCGACAUGUGGUACCGUGAGAUCAGUGCAAAAGAAGUUCCGUUCCUCAUGUGGCACUCGUGGCUCAUCAACCGCAUCAGUGAAGUAGCUGCGUCUGUACAAGACGAAGAUAAAAUGCCUCAGCCGCCGACGUCUUCCUCAAAGCACCCAAGUUUCGGCGGCGCUUUCCACGGGUUUUCACUGAGGAAAAAAAGCGAUAGUGGCGAGAACGGCGCGAAGAACGCACUUCCGUCACCACCGACGGCGUCACCAGGGGCGUCGCCAGUGGCUCGUGUGCCGUUUACAGUGGCACGAGCAUUCUUUCGUUUGCUGCGAAAGAGAACUCAUGCAGGAGCAGACUCUUCACAAGUCAAUGGGUCUCCGGUUAGUGGUUCUCCCGCUGGAUAA
Phytophthora infestans T30-4 is the source of this 1686-nucleotide messenger RNA. RefSeq lists its product as uncharacterized. The coding region runs from base 1 to 1686 and encodes 561 amino acids. The transcript is spliced from 3 exons. Lineage: Eukaryota; Oomycota; Peronosporomycetes; Peronosporales; Peronosporaceae. The record is from RefSeq and is a predicted model, not a curated record.